AUGGUACCUUUGAUAACUAUUCUAUUGUCUGUCAUUCUUUUUAUUUGCAGGAACCUGAGUACAAACUUGAUAGAUUAUAUACAGCCUGGUGCCUUUAGACAACUUACCAACAUAACAAUUAUAGAUUUACAUGGUAAUAAAUUUGAAGUUUUCAACACUGAAGCUUUAAUUGAUCUGGAGAACUUGGUUGAAUUAAGACUACACACACAAGAUCCACCCAUGACGACGAUACUGUUUAAUUCCAUGAUUAACAUUGGUAAAUCCCUGAAAAAUUUAUUCAUCAGUGACAAUGCCCUGACACAUUUGCCACACCAAGUGUUUACAGAGGGAGAGUUUCCAUUACUUACCGAUCUACAUGCUGAUCAUAAUAGCAUAACGAAUAUAACAGAUUUGGACGAGAAAGGGUAUGGUGUAACACUUCGUUCAACAUUCCUUCAGCGACAGAAAAAUCUUAUUCCAUUUGGAAAUACAACUAAUAUUAGAACAAUGUAUCUGGAGUACAAUAGGAUUGAGCAAAUCUAUGACUCUGACUUAUGUGAACUUGUAAAUUUGCAAACUUUAUAUCUACAAACUAACAGACUAAAUGAAAAUAAUAUUGAGGAGAAUGCUUUCAAAUGCUUGCCAAGUCUGCUAUACCUAGACCUUGGUGGUAAUUAUCAAAUGCAGUAUGUUCCUGUCGCAGUCACAACACAAGAAAAACUGCCUGCCAUUCAAACAUUGGGACUGUAUGGAACACAAAUCACAUUUAUAGAAGCAGAAACAUUUUCAAAUAUAUCAACACUUCUUAACUUAAAGAUGCAAACCAACAGGAUUGUUGCUAUUGAAAACAACGCAUUUCCUUUACGUCUUAGAACUCUUGAUCUGUCUGGAAACAGUUUCCGGUUUAUUCACGAGAAUCAGUUCACGUUCUUGUCAGAUUUAUCCAACCUGAAACUCCGGAACAAUGAGAUCGAUUAUCUACCAGAUGAAGUCUUUACCAACUGCGUUAACCUAACAACAUUGUAUCUUAAUGGAAAUAAAAUUCCACAGCUAAAAAAAGUACACUUUCAGAAUUGUCCGUUAACGGGACAGGUACUCUUAAAUGAUAAUCAUAUUGGUUGGAUUGAGGAUGGAACGUUUACUCACAUUUCCGACAUGGUUUACUUAUUGCUAUCAGACAAUAGAUUGUAUUGGCUCCCAAAUGCAGGCGACUUCAAUUCCUUAACCAUUUCAACUGCGUACAAGCUUUCUUUUAGUGAUAAUAGAAUAAGCUUCAUUCCACCUGGUGUCUUCAUGAACUUAUCUACAGGAUACUUGGAUCUACAAAAUAAUAGAAUUUCAUCUAUAGGCAGCAAUGCUUUCGAAUCUGUAUCUGUAACGUAUUCGUUGACACUGACGGGAAACCAAAUACGUGAAAUUCAAAGCAACGCUUUUACAAAUGUGGCUUGUGAUAUUUUUGCAAUGAAUGACAUGUACAUAGAGACACUGCAGUCGUUUGCUUUCAAUUCUUUCUCUGCCAACGAAGUUGACCUACAGAAUAAUCAAAUAUCAGAUAUUAAGCAGAAUGCGUUCAAUGAUUUCAAAGUUACCGGUCCAAAGGGAAACCUUUUUCUAAAUCAUAACAACUUGACAGCUUUAGAGACAUCCACAUUUGGAGGUACUUCGGAAGUUACUAAUUUAUAUCUGAAUGAUAAUGGAAUGACAACAGUAGCUGCUAAUGCCUUUCGGAAUCUUACUGUUUCUUCUGUCUACCUCUUCAACAACAAGCUGACAUCAUACCCUGUUGCACUUAGUGAGGUUAAACCAGUAGUAAUACACUUAUACAGUAACCUCAUCAGUCAGAUACCAACAGGAUCAUUAUCGGGGCAGACUCAGUUACGAGUGUUUUACAUCUACAAUAACUCACUAACAACAAUAACAUCUGACUUGUUUAAAGCUGCAACUGGUUUACAACAAAUAGACAUGCAUGAUAACAAGAUACAAAAGAUAGACGAAGGUUCUUUUACAGGGCUUAACAACUUACAAAUAUUAGACUUGAGUGACAAUGAAAUUCCGUAUUUCCCGGCUAUUACUGAUCUAUCGCAGCUUCGAACAUUGAAUCUUCGUAACAAUCUGAUACAGACUUUAGGUGGGAUAUUUACACCAAAUAAGAUAAUUACAUUGUUAGUAUGA
This is a messenger RNA of Mytilus trossulus (common blue mussel), 2151 nucleotides long. RefSeq names its product protein artichoke-like. The transcript is spliced from 15 exons. The record is from RefSeq and is a predicted model, not a curated record. Gene Ontology annotation, molecular function: protein binding. NCBI's taxonomy places the organism in Eukaryota, Metazoa, Mollusca, Bivalvia, Mytilida, Mytilidae. Bases 1 to 2151 code for a protein of 716 amino acids.